Molecule: messenger RNA, 3105 nt
Organism: Periophthalmus magnuspinnatus
Lineage: Eukaryota; Metazoa; Chordata; Actinopteri; Gobiiformes; Gobiidae
Product: E3 ubiquitin-protein ligase TRIM39
Exons: 7
Coding region: 130-2118 (662 amino acids)
Molecular function (GO): zinc ion binding; protein binding
Source: RefSeq, a predicted model, not a curated record
GGCGUUUGGACGGGUCGCUGGCGUCUCGGGUGUCAGUGUGCCACAGUGGGACCUUCAGAGCAGCUGCUGUGGUCCAUGCCCCUCCUCCCGCUCUGUGGCUGCUGCUGCUGCUAAGUUUAAGUGUAAAGAAUGACCCUGCCUCUUCGCCGUGCAGGGAUGGCAUCUUCAGGAAACCUUUCAGAAGAGCAAGUCCACUGCUCCAUCUGCCUCGACGUCUUCACCAACCCCGUGUCUAUACCCUGCGGACACAACUUCUGCCAAAACUGCAUUCUGGGAUACUGGAAAACCUCUCCUUUGUACCAGUGCCCCAUGUGCAAGAAGGCGUUCCAGAAAAGACCGGACAUCAGCGUGAACACCGUCCUGAGAGAGAUCGCCGAGCAGUUCAAGCAGAUCAGGGUGAAGAGCAGAGACGGAAAGGUUGAAAAAGAGGAAGACGAGAUCAAAACGAACAAAACGAAAGAUAGAAAGUGGACAACGGAGCGACGCAAGAAGGAAGACGAGGUGAGGCUGCUGGAAAAGGAUCAGUUUUUGGAGGAGCUUAAAGAAAAACAAGAACAACGUAAACUGAGAGAAGACGCGAAGGCUGAAGAAGACCUGCCUCCUCUGAUCCCGCCAAUCCCUCCUCCGAGAUCUCCUCCCGUCUCCAGAACACAAACUUCCGAAAUUCCAACUGAGGUUUCUCCGUCACCAUCGCCGCCAAUGUCUUCCCCGAUCUCUGAAAGUUCACCUGCGGCUUCCACGUCUUCGCUGGCGCCAUCUUGGGUCGAAGAAGACGUCCUUUGCGAUGUUUGCUUAGGAGAAGGUCGACCCAAAGCCAUCAAAUCUUGCCUGGUUUGUCUAACUUCUUACUGUGAGGAACAUCUGAAGUCCCACGCCGCGAGGUUCACGAAGCAUAAGCUAAUCGAGCCGGUCGCUAACAUGGAGGAUCGGAUGUGUCCCAAGCACGAGCGGCUGUUGGAGUUGUAUUGUAAGAAAGACCAGACGUGCGUUUGUGUUCUCUGCACUGAGACUGACCACAGGGCUCACUACACCGUCCCAGUCGAGCGGGAGUGGACCGACAAGAAGGCGCUGCUGAAAAGGACAGAGAUGGAGGUUCAGCAGAUGAUCCAAGACCGAGUGAAGAAGGUGGAGGAGAUAAAGCACGCGAUGGAGCUCAACAAAGCGAGCGCUCAGAAGGAGGUGGAGGAGAGCGUGCAGGUUUUCUCAGACCUGGUCCGGUCCAUCCAGAGGACCCAGGCCGAGCUGGUGCUGGUCAUCGAGGAGAAGCAGAGACAGACGGAGCAGUGGGCGGAGGGACUCAUGACCCACCUGGAGCAGGAGAUCUCUGAGCUGAAGAGGAGGCACGCAGACCUGGAGAACGUGGCACGAACUGACCACAUCAACUUCUUAAAGAGUUUCCCGGCUCUGAGCUGCCCCCCUGUGGUCAGAGACUGGUCCGACACUCGCGUCCCCACUGACACCUGUGUGGGGAUGAUCCGCAGGUCUGUGUCGAAACUGGAGUCGACUCUCAACGAAACCGUCCACAAACUCAUCGACAGCGAGAUCAAAAAGGUUCAGAAGUACACAGUGGAUGUGACUCUGGACCCGGACACGGCUAACCCCUGGCUGCAGCUGUCCCAGGACCGGCGACAGGUGCGGCAUUUGGGGGCUUGGCAGGACCUCCCCGAGCACCCCGCCCGCUUCGACACCGUGGUCAUCGUCCUCGGCAGGUGCGGCUUCACUUCGGGACGCCAUUACUGGGAGGUCCAGGUCGGAGACAAGGACGACUGGUACCUGGGCGUGGCUAAGUCUUCGGUCAACCGCAAAGGCAGGAUUUCGGUCAGCACGGCGCAAGGAUACUGGGCCCUGGCGAUGAAAAAGAGCCAAGGUUACCGCGCGUCCACGACUCCGCCUCAGCUGCUCAGCCUGGACGCCAAACCCAAGCGGAUCGGCGUGUACCUGGACAUCGAAGAGGGGCAGGUUUCGUUUUACGACGUGAAAAACAGAACGCACAUUUUCACGUUCAAAGACUCGUUCGCAGAGAAGAUCUUACCGUUUUUUUACCUGUAUUGUUGCGAUAAAGCGUCGGAUACGAUGGUGAUCGGGCCCGGUCCUGAGAGAGGACAGAGCAAGAGCUAAGACGACAGCGGCGAGUCCAGAGCAAACUGACCGUGGAGCAAAAGAGUUUCAAAAGACGCUAAGACAGUUCUCCAAAGGGUCUUUACUCAACGUCCCUGUAAUGAGAAGCAUUUUAACACGAGGUUUUAAUGCUCCAGUUUGCACCUCAGUGAAAAUAAGUGAAUAAGUUGCGUUCACGUUGUAGAAUUUGAUGAUGUCAUUAUUUCAGAAGGGGGGCGGGGCCUAUAUAACACUACGGAAACCACAAAUGUUCACUCCAAAAACCGUCCGUAUUAAUCUAACGGCUUAAAGUUCAGCUGACGACAAUCACAUCUUUUGUAGUGAAUAAACUUCUUCACUUUUUUUUUUUUUUUUUGUUUUGUUUAACUGACUGAAGCGACAUCAAACUUUUGUUGCACGUGGAUAGUCCCGGGAAUUACUGCGUCACCGCCAAGAAGCUUCUCCGCCGUUUGAAUCAGACGCAGGGCCGGAUCAGACCAUCAGCAAACGGAGCAGCUGCGUGGGGCCCUGAGGUCAGCAGGGGGCCCCCAUUGAAAAUAUGAUAUAUCAAGUUUUAUUGGAAACUGAGCAGCCUAAAUAUCUCUCUAAAACCAUUUAAUCUGUAAUAGCAAAAUAUCUGCUGCUGUGUUUGUUUUUGAGUCGGGCAGAGGUGAGGGCAGCUCUGUGUUUACACCAAGGACCCGACAUAAUGUAAAUAUAAGCAACUGGAACACAUUAAAAUCCACCGGAAACGAAGGAAAAAUGUCUAGAAUUUCAAAAAUCUUGCCCCUCUGCUCAUAUUUCCCCUUGUGUUUCUGUCUAUUUGUGACAUUCUGGAUGUUUUCAGUCUGAUGUUGGUCAUAAAAAACACAAAUACAACUGGUCAAAGUGACGAGAGCAGAGUCAGAACGUGUCAAACGUGAAUCACCAGGAGGGGGCCCCAGAGUCACAUUCAGCGUAGGGCCCCCUGAAAGCUGGGACCGGCCCUGCUCAGACGCACAGAGCUCC